Messenger RNA from Cynara cardunculus var. scolymus (artichoke), 1270 nucleotides. Its product is annotated as protein trichome birefringence-like 36. The transcript has 5 exons. Lineage: Eukaryota; Viridiplantae; Streptophyta; Magnoliopsida; Asterales; Asteraceae. Gene Ontology annotation, molecular function: O-acetyltransferase activity. Gene Ontology annotation, cellular component: Golgi apparatus. The record is from RefSeq and is a predicted model, not a curated record. Bases 1 to 1152 code for a protein of 383 amino acids.
AUGGCUUCCUCUUCCUUCUUUUUGUGCUUCUUUGCCUUCUCGUUGCUAUUAAUUAGUCUCUUUAAAUCGACUAACUCGUCGAAACUCGAGGUUGAGGAGUUGUCAUGGCUCGAUGACGAGGAGGACGAGGAGAUCAACAUGGUCCAGAGCCGUCACGAUUCACUACGAAAAUGUGAUUUUGGGUCGGGAAAAUGGGUGUACGAUCAGACUUAUCCGCUUUAUGAUGCGGCCACUUGCCCGUAUCUUAGUACGAGGGUUACUUGUCGGAAAAACGGGAGGCCGGAUUCCGAUUACGAGAAAUGGAGAUGGAAACCGCAUGGUUGCUCCAUUCCUAGGUUUGAUGCAUUGGAGUUUCUUGGAAAGAUGAGAAGGAAAAGAAUAAUGCUAGUUGGUGACUCUAUAAUGAGAAACCAAUGGGAGUCUCUUGUUUGCUUGGUCGAAUCCGUCGUUCCCACCGAUCGUAAAACCGUCACGUAUGCCGGCCCUACCAUGGCCUUCCAUGCCCUCGAUUUUGAGACAUCAAUUGAAUUUUGUUGGGCUCCACUUCUAGUUGAACUGAAGAGAGGGCCUGGAAACAAGAGGAUUUUACAUCUAGAUUUGAUAGAAGAGAAUGGCAAGUACUGGAGAGCUGCUGACGUGUUGGUUUUUGAUUCGGCACAUUGGUGGACCCACUCAGACAAAUGGACCUCGUGGGAUUUGCUAAUGGAGGGAAACCAUAUAUCGCGAGAUAUGAACCGAAUGGUUGCAUACCAAAGAGGGCUUCGGACAUGGGCAAAAUGGGUCGAUUUGAACCUGGAUCCACGUCAAUCUCGAGUCAUAUUUCGUAGCAUGUCACCUCGACAUAACAGGGACAAUGGAUGGAAGUGCUACAAGCAAAGGGAACCAUUGGGGUAUGCUAGUCACCCUCAUAUACCAGAAGAGAUGAUGAUUCUAAAAGGUGUGCUCAAAAGAAUGAGAUUUCAGGUUUAUCUGGAAGAUAUAACCGCGAUGUCAGCACUGCGAAGAGACGGCCACCCAUCGGUUUACGCACAAUCUGGUAGCGGUGGAGACGAGAAGCAGCACCGCACUGGCCACGGUUCGGCUGAUUGCAGCCAUUGGUGCCUGCCCGGGGUUCCUGAUAUCUGGAACGAAGUGCUAAAUGCCAUGCUUUGAAAACUUGAUUAGAUCAAGCUGAUGUUCCAUUAGGUUAAUGAAGAUUGUGUUUUCUAAUGGUUUGUUUGGAUCGUAACUUUCUCCAGUUAGUAGUCAGCUAUUUAGUUGGUUUAUUUUG